This is a messenger RNA of Pseudomassariella vexata, 569 nucleotides long. RefSeq lists its product as uncharacterized. NCBI's taxonomy places the organism in Eukaryota, Fungi, Ascomycota, Sordariomycetes, Amphisphaeriales, Pseudomassariaceae. The record is from RefSeq and is a predicted model, not a curated record. The transcript is spliced from 3 exons. The coding region runs from base 128 to 445 and encodes 105 amino acids.
UGGACUCCAAAAUUCGACAGUAUCGCCCACCAAUGUCUGGGAGAAUAAAGACUGGGAACAACUUCGGGAGGUUAUUACCAACCUAUAUAUCGACCAGGGCAAGAAGUUGAAGUAUACCAUUGUGGCCAUGCAGGACGAGUGCAAUCUCUACGCAACUGACAAGAUAUACAAGUACCACUUCAGACGAUGGGGUCUGAAGAAAAAUCUCAGGCGACGAGAAGUUGGUCAACUCUGCCACAAAAUUCACGCCCAGGCCAGCACCCACCAUGAGCGAUCACAGCGCCUGGCUUAUACUCACAACUUCAGUUGCACUGCCCCCAAUAACACAUGGCAAGCAAUUAAUCCACGAGGCACUCCUUUGGCAAAUGGUGGAAAUCACCCAUCUGACUCCAUGACAUGGAUCCCACGUCGUCUUGAAGGACCCGAUGAUCUGAUAAUGACGUAACCAUGACUGGCGGUGAAGAUAUCGCUUUGCAAAUUGCGGCGGGCAAACAUCUAGUGCCCUUGCCGUGGAGUGCUGCCCAAGGUACGCUUGGGUGGCUAUAAACAAGUUCAGCGAGACCUAAGCC